Molecule: messenger RNA, 1791 nt
Organism: Exophiala aquamarina CBS 119918
Lineage: Eukaryota; Fungi; Ascomycota; Eurotiomycetes; Chaetothyriales; Herpotrichiellaceae
Exons: 2
Coding region: 1-1791 (596 amino acids)
Molecular function (GO): oxidoreductase activity, acting on the CH-CH group of donors
Source: RefSeq, a predicted model, not a curated record
AUGAAGCUCUUCCUACCACACGGAGUGCAAGAGGCAUUACAAGCCGAUCUCUCUGCUUUUGGUGAACGUGUUCUCAGUCGUCAGACGCUUGGCUGGGUUCUUGAGGCUGAACGUAAUCUUCCCUACGUCAAAUCGUGGGACACCUGGGGCAAGCGUCGUGAUGAGCUCAUAACUAGUGACGGUUGGAAGAAUUUGCAGCGGAUGGGAAUUGAAGCAGGUAUAGUUGCUAUCCCAUAUGAAAAUUCCUUUCAGGAGUUCUCGAGGAUCUACUGGUGCACAAAAUACAUCCUAUGGUGUGGAAGUAGUGCGUGGGUCAACUGUCCUAGUCUCAUUGUUGACGGGGUGGCAAGCUUGUUUCGCGAACAUCUGAGUGAUAACACACUUGGGGGUGAGAGACAGGUCUUACAGGAUGCGUAUACUAGGUUGUUAUCAAGAGACGGCGAAAGAGCAUGGACGUCUGGUCAAUGGAUGACAGAACGACAAGGCGGAAGUGAUGUGAAGAUGACCGAGACCGUUGCAACAUAUGCACCAAACUGUCAAUCAAAUGAAGAAGAUGCGCAUGGAAACGCGCUUGGUCCAUGGCGCUUAGAUGGAUUCAAAUGGUUCAGUAGCGCCACGGACGCUAACAUGGCAAUUCUCCUUGCUCGGACUCAGAAAGGAAUCAGUCUAUUUUACGCACCGAUGAGACGAGCAUUGAAGGAAAAGGAUGCCAUGGGUUUUGACACUGCGUCGAACGGGGUUUAUAUUCAAAGACUGAAAAACAAACUAGGAACGAAAGCUUUACCAACGGCAGAACUAGAGAUAAAAGGGAUGCGGGGUUGGUUGGUAGGCGAAGAAGGUAGAGGAACGAAGGAGAUUGCUACGGUUCUUAAUGUUGCAAGAGUUCACAAUUCAGCUACGGCAGUUGGACUCUGGGGGAGAGGCCUUGGGAUUGUCAGAGCUUUUGCCCGUGUUCGAGUGGUGGGCCGAAGACCACUGUAUGAGAGAGCAGGCUUUAUGCGGAACCUUGCCCGGAUGCACGCUGAGUAUCGUGCAAAUGUUCUGUUUACUUUCUUCGUUUCUGGACUUCUUGGUUGUGCUGAGCAAGAAAAAAUCGCGAAAAUGGAUGGUGAGCAAGGGAAAGGAGCGAAUAAGAUGGGAAAAUUACCGAACGUGACAGACACCCCGAUGGCAGUUUGGCUUUUACGGAUUUUCACACCGCUACUAAAAGGGCACUGUGCAAAGACUGGAAUCACAGGUCUCCAAGAAUGCAUGGAGUGUCUAGGUGGAAUAGGCUACCUUGAAAACGACGAUAUGCAGUUCAACAUAGCCCGACUCUAUCGUGAUGCAAAUAUUGUACCCAUCUGGGAAGGUACUACUGAUAUGAUGGCUGACGACGCCAUUUUACGCGUCUUAUACGGCAAGAAUCGAACAGAUGUAAUGAGAGCCCUGUCCAAAUGGGUUACCGAAGUGCUAGAACAAAACGCCGGGCAUGGUCCUGACAUCCAAACCGUGGCACGUUGGUGGACCGACUUUAAGCAGACAUUAGUCGAUCUCCCAAAGUUAGACGUUGAGAUACACGCUCGCGACAUCAUGUCAAGGCUUGUUGACAUUGUGCAAGGCUUGCUUCUAAUCAUCGACGCAGCAACAGAUGGAAAUGAUGUGGCACAGUUGGUAGGGGAGUGUUGGUUUUCAGGCAAGUGUGAAGGUAUGAGUCUAAAGCCAAGGAGGAGUUCCGCCAAUUUACAGACCUCGGACAUGAGGAUUGUCUUCGGGGAGGCCAGGCUUAAUUCACCCCGCGCAAAAAUAUAG